Aspergillus heteromorphus CBS 117.55 is the source of this 780-nucleotide messenger RNA. RefSeq lists its product as uncharacterized. Bases 4 to 342 code for a protein of 112 amino acids. The record is from RefSeq and is a predicted model, not a curated record. The transcript is spliced from 2 exons. NCBI's taxonomy places the organism in Eukaryota, Fungi, Ascomycota, Eurotiomycetes, Eurotiales, Aspergillaceae.
AUCAUGGAGUGUUUUCGGCAGAUAGCUCGACUCGUCAAGUCCCCAUUCCGGCGCGAAAAGCAACAGCACAAGGUCCUCGAAAUCGGUCCCCCCACCGACUUUCGCAAGGAGGAAUUGCCCGCCUUCUUUUCAGAUGACGAGUCAGUAGCCUCGCACCCCGAUCGUCCUGACAGCCAUUCUGACCAUCGCUCGCAGUGCGGCCACCCUGCACAGUCGGGGAUCGACCCUCGAGAAGGAGAAGGAAGCAGCGGUCACGGCCAUGGACCAUCAACCGUCGACACGAGACAAGAUCAAGACCCAUGUCCGGAGGCUGAGCGUCCGGGUUGCCCGACCGCUCCAUGACGACGACGACGAAGACUACGAGGAAUGAAUCAUCCCCCAAGUCAAUCGACCAUCACUCAAUAUCAAUCACAUCACGUCCGACAGAAGGGUACAUAACAUACCCCCCCCUCGGGAUAUCCCUCAGGACGUCAUCAUCAAAACAAGAAUGUUGGAACUUCGUUCAGACGCGAUUUCUUCUUUGCCUUCGGAUCAAUGCCGCGUGGAGUUUGUUGCGUGUCGCCACCUAAUGACGGGGAGGAUCUCUGGCCCUGCACCUGAAUGUUCGACUUGUGUAGCUCUGGAAGCUCGUCAAAGUCGUCAAAUAAUAAUCGUCUUUUAGAUUGGGUCCCGGUUGGCGUACUGGUUCUAGCACUCAUAGACUUCACUCUUCUUAUCCCCCGAUCCUCUGUAGCGCGACCCGCCACAGGGCUGCUUCGCAAGCUAGAUAUCCCUCUCACC